AUGGGCCGUCGCCUUCACACCAAACGUGCGGAUCCUGAAUGGGAUGGCUGCAGGCUUGCUGAGCUGCGGCCUACAUCUCACCCCUGCGAUGGCGGGGACUACGCCUCCAACCAGACAAUCUGCAAAGCUCUCUAUGCCGCAGCGCUUCUGGCGCGGGAGUUUUCCAAGGCCACCAGGCCGCCAGACCGUCAGGGCAUCGGUUUCAACGGCUCCAUAGCGCCAACUGGUCAAGGUCAUGAUCGUCCUCAUCCCCCUGCUCAUCCUUCUCCCCAGCCGACCUGCUGCUGGUCCGCUCUGCUGCCUCCGGCGCGCGCCCUGGCGGCUGCAUGCGUUCCGCGACUGGGUUCUUUCAACAUGCAGGACAUGUCCAGCGCCUGGCAUCAGGAACAGACGCAGAAGCACCAGAAGCAAAAUCAUGGCCACGAGCAGAGGACAACGAGUCGGCCGCAGGAGCUGCAGCAGCAGCAGCAGGAGGAGGAGGACGAGGAGAGGGGGGACGGUUCUGUCGGUCGCCGGGCUUUCUUGCCACCGGAGGGUUUGUUAGCUGGCUUAGCAGCUGCUGCCGCCCGGCAAAUGCGCACCCCUGAAGAAUGCAGCACUCAGGGCGUCGCCAACAUGUUGUGGGGGGCGUGUAGGUUGAGAUACGCUGACGAGAGGAUGCUGGCGGGAGCGGUGGCCCUGAUGACACCGCAGGCAGGUCUGGGUGUAGGGUGGGUUGCUGGCAGGGUGCGGGUGCUGGUGUCCGCUGACCCGCGGGCCUUCGCAACGUGUGUGUGGGCGCUGGCCUCACUGCGCUACCCAAAGGGGGCCGAGCUGAUGGCCGCUGCGUCGCGACCCGUCGCGGCUCACAUCCGGUCGUUUGACGACCAGUCGCUAUCUAAUUUGUUGUGGGCGUACGGCACUUUGGGUGUGGCGGCACCUCGGCUAUUUGCUGCGGCCGCGGACGAGGUGGCGCGAAGAGCUGAUCGGGUGUCCCACCAGUUUCUGGCCAACUGCAUGUGGGCCUUCGCCACCGUCAACCACCUGCAACCCCAAAUGAUGGCAGCGGUGGCGGAGGCGUUGACGACUCGCAGGAGAAACUGCUAUGCGGGGAUGGAGGAGAAGGACAAAGAAGGGGAAGGCGAGAAGGCGGAGCGAGCAGAAAAACGCCCUGCACGGGGAAGUGGGAGAGGUGAUGCAAUGGCGGAGGCAGCGUUAGCGGAGCGGCUGGCGGCGUAUGAGGGGCGCCCUACACAGACAAUCGGCAACCUGGCCUGGUCCUUCGCCGCCCUGGGGGCUCGGCACGAUCCGCUGAUCAACGCGCUAGCCAGGAGGGCGGCGGUGGCAGCGUCCGCUCUGAACGCCCAGGAGCUGUCAAACGUGUUGUACGGCAUAGCUCGAUUGACGCCGUACAUGGCGGACACGCAGCCAGACGUACUUGAGGCGUUAAUGCGGGAGGUGGAUCGUCGCCUGGAGCUUGCAUGCCCCAACAAACCAACCAGCCACCAGAACAACAAGAACGGCUCAUUUUACCACCCAAAGGGCGGCCCCAACCGCAAUCGUACAAGUCCUUGCGCACAGCUUGCACCACCACCUGGACAACCCCGAGCCGACAAAGACAUCAUCUCCACGUCUCCUUCUCCGUCAUUGUCGCCGUCGACCCUUCCACCGUCGGGGCAGUCGUCAUCCAUCAACGCCGGCGCCGCGCACCUCCUAUUGACACCUCGCGACCUGGCCAUGGUGGCAUGGUCCUUGGCAAUCCUUAAGCCCGGCAGUCUCACCUUGAUCCGCGUCCUGGCCGCCGCGGUAGCUGCCGCUACUGCCUCGGCAGGUACGGCAACUGCCAGCUUGACCACCUCUACAUCCGUCACCGAACGCGACGCGACGCCGUCGGUCACCGCUGUGGCUACCGGUGUUGGCGGCGGCAACGGUCACUACGGCGGUAGCAAGCUGGAAGAGGAGCUGGAUGCGCAGCCGUACAACCUGUUCGGCCUCGUACAGCUGUACGGCGCCAAUUAUGCCGCCUGCCUGGCCGCAGCGGCGGCUGUGCCGGCGUCGCCCGAUGGCAGCGACGUCGUCGGAAGGGACUUGCAGCAGCUGCAGGUGCAGGAGCUGUUGUUGCUUCCGAGUGUGACUGAGGACGGCGGCGACGGUGCCGGCGGCAGCAAUGGUGGCGGUGUGGGUGCGCUGGUCCGGGCGGCUGCGGCGGUGAUGCGGCAAGCUCAGCGGGCCGCAGAAGCCAUUGGAGGAGAGCCCAUUGUUGUUGGUCGCGGCGGCACCGGCGCCGUUGUGGCCGCAACAGACGUCGCAGCCACAACACCAGCAGUUGCAGCAGCAACAGGAGAAGGAAAAGGUGGAGAGGCGGCAACGCCACCUCCCCCCAAGGUUAUGGGGGAAAAACGGGGGACGGCUGAAAGUAUCGCUGGUGCUGCUACUGGCAGCGAACGUGAGCGUGAGAAGAUUGUGCUGUUCGGGCCAUUGGGUGCCUGCCCAGCCUUUUUUCGUGCUUGCCGUGACGCCUGGUUCCUAAACACGGCUAGCACGAAGCCAUCGGAGUUGCAGGCCGAAGUGGUGGCGAUACUGCGAAAUCGCGGUGGCGGCGACGCCGGGGAAGUACGAAGGCGCGUGGUGGCUGUGGCGGAGGAGGCGCUGAGCCCGGAUCGCAUGCUUCGUGUUGAUCUGCUCGUACAGUACGGCGAAUGUUUGGUACUGCUGGAGGUAGAUGGUCCGUCGCACUUUGCGGUGGAGUUAUGCGGUGAAGGCUAUGCCGAGGGCAGAGGAGGUGGCAGCGGCGAAGAGGAGGGCUACAGCGGCAGCGAUGAUGCUGGCGUAGAUGGCGACGACAGUCAGGUUGAAGCAAGCUGCCGUGAAGACGCCGACACGGAUGGCGCAGCUCUGUCCGCCGCGGGAAGGGGAAGAGGCAGACAGCAGAGGGACGCAGCUCCGCGGCAACAGCACCCGCGGGGACGGAGACGGGGUCGGCUGCUUCGUCGUCUCGGGGAUACGCUGCUCCGAGACCGAUUUCUCGCCGCAUCCCUGGGCCCUACGACGGCGACCACUGGGGUCUCCCGAGACCGGGAAACUGCGGAGGCGGCGGGUUCCGCAUUCACAACGCAAUGCACGGCAGCUGACCCGUGGGUCAUACGAGGUCUUUUGGAGCAGCUGUCUUCACGGCCCUCGGGACCCAGCCAAGCGGCCGGACGGGGGCAUGAGGCGAACGGGGAAGAGGCUAUUGGUUCUGGUUCUGCUAGCUCAAUAGGAAAUGUUAAUGAGCGCAGCGUCCGCGAUUGCGAGGGGAACAGGCGGGGCGCAGGAGUCGUCACGGACGGUGGUGACAGCAGUGGAGGAAUUACGGCUGCGAAUAUUCGACGUACGGAUGCGAGCGAGACGCAUGGCGGCGGCGGCGUAUCAUGGACAUCUUUGAAUGCCGCAGCCACAAGCUCUGUCUGUGCAAGCGCCACCGGUGGCGAUGAGGAUUCCGUGUUCAGCGUGUCGUUCGCGACACUGGACUUUUCGGAGUGGAACGUGGCGACGGGCGGCGCGCGGGAGAAGUGGUCGAAAUGCUUGGAGCCGCUCCUGGCUCGAGUCUGUACGACAAAAACAAGCAACUGA
This is a messenger RNA of Volvox carteri f. nagariensis, 3591 nucleotides long. RefSeq lists its product as uncharacterized. The transcript is spliced from 9 exons. Gene Ontology annotation, biological process: regulation of mitochondrial mRNA stability; chloroplast rRNA processing; mitochondrial RNA processing. Gene Ontology annotation, cellular component: ribonucleoprotein granule; mitochondrial matrix. The coding region runs from base 1 to 3591 and encodes 1196 amino acids. The record is from RefSeq and is a predicted model, not a curated record. Lineage: Eukaryota; Viridiplantae; Chlorophyta; Chlorophyceae; Chlamydomonadales; Volvocaceae. Gene Ontology annotation, molecular function: RNA binding.